UUCUUCCUCUGUGUUUUGCUACUCUCUCCUCUCCUUCCAGGUUCACAUAAGGCCAUGUCGAAGUCAGAAUCACCUCGAAUCGCUGAGUUACCCGAUGACGAAGCCGACGCCUUGCAAGGCAGCCAUGUUCCGCCCAAGUAUCGAGGAACGGCGAUCGAUCGUCAGGACAUGAAGAUGCUCGGCAAGAAGCAGGUGUUGCGGCGGCAGUUCAGGUUCUCGACAAUGCUGGGCUUUGCAAGCACCGUCAUGGUCGCAUGGGAGUUCGUUCUUGUCGUCUCUCCCUUCGGUCUGAGCGAUGGAGGCACACCGGCAGUGUUCUGGGGCUUGCUCUUGAGUCCGAUUGUCAUGUUGCCCGUGUAUGCGAGUCUGGCCGAGGUAGCCUCGAUGAGCCCGACAGCGGGAGGCCAAUAUCACUGGGUGUCGGAGCUUGCACCUCCCAGGUUUCAAAGGGGCCUCAGCUACUCGGUCGGGUGGCUGAUCGCCUUAGGCUGGCAGGUAUUCCUCUGUAGCGUCUCCUUUGAGGUGUCCACCCUGAUACUCGGCCUUGCGACGCUCAAUUUCCCGGGAUACACAAUCUUGGCCUGGCAUGAGACCCUCCUCACGAUCGCCAUCGUCGUCUUCUGCGUUCUUUUCAACAUCUUCCUCGCCGUUCGACUACCGCUCAUCGAGGCCGUCGUCCUUAUCCUGCACGUUCUCGGAGUCUUCGUCAUCAUCAUCCCGCUCUGGGUGAUGGCUCCACGUGGAAAUGCUCACGAGACAAUCCUCCAUAUUACCAACGACAGCGGGUAUAGCGAUGAAGCUCUUGCUGCAACGAUCGGCUUUGUACCUAUGAUCGGCAUGCUCAUCGGCUACGAUUGCACGAUACACAUGUCUGAAGAGACUCAGGAUGCUUCAAGGACCAUCCCGCUGGUCGUUGUCUGGGCAGUCGCUUCCAACGCACUUAUGCUGAUUGUGGUUGGCUGGACAUACAUCUUCUGUCUCGGCGAUCUCGACAGCGUCCUCAACUCCGCGACCGGUCAACCCAUGAUUCAAGUCUUCUACAAUGCUACCAGGAGCCAUGUUGGCACAAGCAUAAUGGUUGUCGUCGUCAUCGUCAUCUUUAUUUCGGCUUGCGUUGGACAAGUUGCAACGGCAUCACGACAGAUGUGGUCGUUUGCACGUGAUAAAGGCUUUCCGGGUUCCUACUGGCUCGAAAAAGUACCGUCAAGGUGGAACAUCCCUCUCAACGCAAUCUUCGUUUCCGCGAUAAUCACCUCGUUACUGUCACUGAUCAAUCUUGGCUCUUAUACCGCGUUCAACGCGUUCAACUCACUAGGCACGGUCUCAAUCUUGUUCUCUUACACCAUCACAAUCGGCUGCUUGAUCUGGCGCCGUCUUUACGGUAAGCCACUGCCACCGCGACGUUGGUCUUUGGGGCGCUGGGGACUGCCAGUCAACAUUAUCUCGCUUUGCUUCACGACUCCCAUGCUUUUCUUCUACACGUGGCCGUUGUACCACCCGGUCAAUGCACAAAACAUGAACUGGUCAUCGACCAUGUUUUUCGGUGUGUUGAUAAUCGCUGCGAUCUACUAUAUAUUCAAAGGAAGGCAUGAGUAUGUAGGCCCUGUGGUGCACGUGAAGCGUGAAGAGUGAAGGGAGGGGAGCAUGUGGGUCAGGUCUUGGCACGCCUUGGCUAGAUAAAUAGCACUUGCCUGCGCGUCCGCGUCCGCGUCUCGGUGAACUAGUCAAUCGACUCUCUUUGCGCGCCUCGGUCUAUCAGAGCAUUACAGCGUCGCGAAAUAGAGGAUAGAAUGGAGUGCCCUGCAGCGGACGAUGCAUACAGUGUCUGAUAGCUCUG
Messenger RNA from Cladophialophora immunda, 1837 nucleotides. RefSeq lists its product as uncharacterized. The coding region runs from base 55 to 1632 and encodes 525 amino acids. Gene Ontology annotation, biological process: transmembrane transport. The record is from RefSeq and is a predicted model, not a curated record. Gene Ontology annotation, cellular component: membrane. The transcript has 6 exons. Lineage: Eukaryota; Fungi; Ascomycota; Eurotiomycetes; Chaetothyriales; Herpotrichiellaceae. Gene Ontology annotation, molecular function: transmembrane transporter activity.